Molecule: messenger RNA, 2418 nt
Organism: Penicillium waksmanii
Lineage: Eukaryota; Fungi; Ascomycota; Eurotiomycetes; Eurotiales; Aspergillaceae
Product: glycoside hydrolase family 35 protein
Exons: 7
Coding region: 1-2418 (805 amino acids)
Biological process (GO): carbohydrate metabolic process
Cellular component (GO): vacuole
Molecular function (GO): beta-galactosidase activity
Source: RefSeq, a predicted model, not a curated record
AUGUGGCUGCUCGGACUGCAAGUCCAAGCAGCCUUACUAGUUAGCUCUGUCGAUGCAAAGUUGAUUGAAACAGGCAAUGACUUGCAAGAUUUAUUCACUUGGGACAAGCAUUCAGUAUUUGUUCGAGGCGAGCGAAUCAUGAUUUUCUCGAGUGAAUUUCACCCCUUCCGACUUCCAGUUCCAGGUCUGUGGCUCGAUGUGUUUCAGAAGAUGAAAAGCAUGGGCUUCAAUGGAGUAUCUUUCUACGUCGACUGGAGCCUUGUCGAGGGAAAUCCGAGACAGGUUUUCACUGAAGGGAUAUGGAAUCUUGAAAAAUUCUUCGAUACCGCCAUCGAAGCCGGGAUAUACCUUAUCGCUCGCCCUGGGCCGUACAUCAAUGCAGAGACGACAGCAGGUGGUAUUCCGGGUUGGGUUUUGCGUAUCAAUGCGACCGUCCGCUCCGAUGACCCAGAAUAUCUUAGGACAACGGAAAAAUAUAUGUCAACAAUGGGCCGAAUUAUCGAAAGAGCACAGAUCACCCACGGAGGCCCUGUGAUCAUGGUUCAACCUGAGAAUGAAGGAAUGUCCUACCCAAAUGAACAAAUGAACCGGGAAUACAUGGAAUAUGUCGAAAAGCAGCUGCUGGAUGCCUGCAUAACUGUCCCUCUCAUCGUGAAUGACAAUAAGGCCUUGGGCUAUUGGGCCCCAGGGUCAGGCCUUGGAACGACAGAUAUUUACGGAAUUGAUUCGUACCCUUUUCGUUACGACUGCGGUAAUCCAACAUUCUGGUCUACUUAUAGAUUCCCUUAUGACUGGCAAGUUCUUCAUGAAAAGUACAGCCCAAACACGCAUUUUUCCAUCGUCGAGUUCCAAGGAGGGUCGGGUGGAGGAUGGCUUUUGGUGGUACAAACUGGGGAUGGCUACCAAGGAGGUUAUACCUCCUAUGAUUAUGGGGCAGCCAUCACCGAAACUAGGGGUAUUUCGCGUGAAAAGUACAGCGAGCAGAAAUUGGAAGCAAACUUCCUCAAGGUUUCACCGGCAUACCUGACGGCAGCGCUGGGAUUAGGCAUCAAUGGUUCCUACGGGGCUCCAGCUUCCAUCGCCGUAACCCCACUCUAUGGAAACGACACACAAACGAACUUCUACCUAGUGAGGCAUGCCAACUUCAGCUCUACUAGCAACACUGAAUACACACUGCAUCUACCAACACGCAUCGAAAACAUCAGCAUACCACAGCUUGGUGGCGAGCUUCAUGUGUUUGCUUUGUCUCGUCAUCUUGGAAACACGACUGUUGUUGAGGGUUCCGACGUCAUCCUCACUCCGAAAGGCCAAGCAUGGGUGAUACAAUGGCAGGUCAAGCGAGAACGCCGCAUAGUGCGCGUUUCUGAUCUCGAGAUAUACCUUCUUUGGCGAAACGAGGCUUACGAAUAUUGGCCAUUGGAACUGCCUGCCGAAGAGCCGAUCGGCAAUUUUUCUUCGCCGUCUAAGGAUAUGGUCAUCUUGAAGGGCGGGCAUCUCAUUCGCUCUAUUUGGCUUGAGGAUCAAGUGAUUCGAGUCACAGGCGAUAUCAAUGCCACAACAGAGAUUGAGGUAAUUUCUUCUCCGGUGCGUAACUUGAAAACGAUCAUUUUCAAUGAAAAUGAAUUGCGGACUUCGCGCACAAAGUCGGGAAAAUUGACAGCAACGCUGGAGUACAACCCUCCCAAAAUCAAGAUACCAAGCCUAGCCAACUUGGACUGGAAGUUCCUUGAUUCUUUACCCGAAAUCAAACCCGCCUACGACGAUUCAAAAUGGACUUCCUGUUCGAAGACCACAAACAACCCUAGAGGUAUGGACACUCCUACCAAUUUGUAUUCUAUUGAUUAUGGAUUCCACACCGGAUCGUUAAUAUAUCGUGGCGAUUUUGUUGCAAAUAGAAUGGAGUCAUUAGUUUCGUUAAAUACGAGGAGUGGCUCAAAUACCACCGCGAUUCAAAAUUUGCAGUUUCCCAAUAAUUUCUCCGCAGAGUCUUAUGUGCUUACCAUCUUGAUUGACGACAUGGGCCAAGACGAGGAGGUCCCUGGUACUGAUGCGAUCAAGUUUCCGCAUGGCAUCCUCAACUACCAGCUGCUAAACCAUAGCCAAAUUGAUAUUUCGUGGAAAGUGACGGGGAAUCUUGGCGGCGAACAGUAUCAUGAUCUCGCCAGAGGACCUCUGAAUGAAGUUGCCAUGUAUGCUGAGAGGCAAGGUUAUCAUAAUCCGAAGCCGCCAGCCUCGAAAUGGCCUUCAUCUAGCCCAAUAAGUGAAGGAAUUGCAAGAGCAGGCGUUGGAUUUUUCACUACAUCCUUCAAUCUAGAUAUCCCCGAAGGAUGGGACAUCCCUAUGAGCUUUGUGUUCAAUGGAUCUGCAGCGGAAUCACCUAACUCGGGCAGUCCUGGAUCAGAUUACCGAUUGCAUUAA